CUGGAAUGUCAAACAAGUGAAACAUACAUGGCCCAGGAUAGAAUCUGUCAACAGCACAAUGACCAAGCGUACUAAAAAGGUCGGUGUCACUGGCAAGUACGGUGUUCGCUACGGUGCAUCUUUGCGUCGUGAUGUCCGUAAGAUCGAAGUUCAACAACAUGCUCGCUAUCAAUGCCCUUUCUGCGGACGCAACACUGUAAGACGCAGUGCUGCUGGCAUCUGGAACUGCAACGCCAAGGGCUGUGGUAAGGCUAUGGCCGGUGGUGCUUGGACUGUUACUACUCCUGCUGCUACUAGCGCCCGCUCUACCAUUCGCAGAUUGCGUGAAAUGGUUGAAGUUUAAAUGCCAAAAGUGUUUUAUUGUUUUUAUCUAUUGUGAGCUAAGUAAAAUAUUUAUCGCCUAGAAGAUGGUUAGUAGGUGAAAUGAAACAUCGUAACGUA
Messenger RNA from Schizosaccharomyces cryophilus OY26, 441 nucleotides. RefSeq names its product 60S ribosomal protein L37a. Gene Ontology annotation, biological process: translation. The transcript has 2 exons. Gene Ontology annotation, cellular component: ribosome. Lineage: Eukaryota; Fungi; Ascomycota; Schizosaccharomycetes; Schizosaccharomycetales; Schizosaccharomycetaceae. Gene Ontology annotation, molecular function: structural constituent of ribosome. The record is from RefSeq and is a predicted model, not a curated record. The coding region runs from base 59 to 343 and encodes 94 amino acids.